AAAGGUCCAUAAAUCUAGAGCUGUGCUAUCCCUAGGUGGCUACAUUAACUUAAUUAACAUUAGAUAGGAUGAACAAUUCUAUUUUUGUCUUACCAACCACAUUUCAAGCACUCAGUAGCCACAUGUGGCUAGUGGCCUCCAUCAUGGACAAUGCAGCAGCAGAACGUUCCAUCAUCAGAGAAGGUUCUGUGUGGGACAGUAAUGGCAAUUAGGGAAGAAAAGGGCAAUACUCGGGAAGAGCACUAUGGGUGGCUGUUACAUGGCAAAGGGGCUUUUCGGGAAAUGGGCUCUUGCCCCUGUGGACAGUGUUCCCAGUUGCUCAGGGUUAGGUAACUCAGUCCAAGUUGGACAGCUUGAUUCCCGAAAGCUUGGAAUAGGCAGGUGGCUAAGAGCAUGGACUUUGCAGCCAGACUGCCUGGGUCCAGUUCCUGCCUACUGCAUUUCCUGAGCAAGCUACUUGAACUGUAUGGGUUUAUUUAGUCAAUCAGCUGGGGGUAAUGAUAUUACUGUCUCUCAGGGUAUGUGAAAUGCUUCGCAACAGUGCAUAUUAUCAUGUACACCUUAGUACUAUGAUGUGUCGACUUUAUAUGCUUAUCUUCUCCACAAUUCUUAUGAGGUAGGUUACUGUCAUUAUCCACAUUUUGUAGAUGGGAAAAUAGGCUCAGAGAGAUAACUAUCUUGCACAAGGCCACAUCGCUGUUAAGUGGCAAAGAAGGGAUUUAAACAUUGCCCUAUCCUGCCUGCCAGAGGGGAUAAGCCAGGAGUCCCUGUGGAGGAGUGGGGGAGUGGUCAGAAGAGGCAGCUCAGAGGAGAGGCUCCCCCUCUUCCUGGGUCUCUCCCAGUUCCUCUCCCCUGUAUUUCCAGGAACCCUGAACUCCAAGAGAAGUACCGUGUGGGGCUGAACCGAAUUGCUGCCCAGGAGGUACCCAUUGAGAUCAAGAUGGUAAACCCACCCACCCUGAGCCAGCUGCAGAACAUGGAGCCCAAACAGAUGUUCUGGGUGCGAGCCCGGGGCUAUAUUGGGGAGGGCGACAUCAAGAUGCAUUGCUGCGUGGCUGCCUACAUCUCGGACUAUGCCUUCCUGGGCAUAGCACUGCUGCCCCAUCAGUGGCAGCACCAGGUGCGCUUCAUGGUCUCCCUGGACCAUUCCAUGUGGUUCCAUGCCCCUUUCCGAGCCGACCACUGGAUGCUGUAUGAGUGCGAGAGCCCCUGGGCUGGUGGCUGCCGGGGGCUGGUCCACGGGCGGCUGUGGCGUCAGGACGGGGUCCUGGCCGUGACCUGUGCUCAGGAGGGCGUGAUCCGAGUGAAGCCCCAGGCCUCAAACAACAAGCUGUAGCCAGAGGUACGAGCUUGGCCUGGGACUUCAGGGAUCCCCCUUCCUCCCCCAACUCCUGAGGCAGGAGUUAUAAUCAAGGCUGGGCCUUCUGUUCCUCAUAUCCAAUAAAGAGACUGAUAGCGCUGGA
This is a messenger RNA of Manis javanica (Malayan pangolin), 1463 nucleotides long. NCBI's taxonomy places the organism in Eukaryota, Metazoa, Chordata, Mammalia, Pholidota, Manidae. The record is from RefSeq and is a predicted model, not a curated record.